AUGCUCACAGCAGUAACAAAUGCAACGGGAAAUUCGGCUGGUGCAAAACUGAGGUGCUUGUACACGAAGGCCCAAAGCCUCAUAUCGAAACUAGACGAACUUAAACUUUGCCUUGUUGAGCUGUCUCCAGAUGUUUUAGCAGUAACUGAGACCUGGCUGUCCGGGAAUAUUAGCGAUAACGAAGUAGCCUUGCCUGGACACCAAAUUUAUCGGAGGGACAGGGAACAUCGUCAGGGUGGUGGUAUUGUUGUGUAUGUGAAUGAAGGUCUGGCAGUGUCGGAUAACACCACCAAGUUUGCGUGCAAUACGGAAGCUAUCUGGUUGGCCAUCAAGGCUACCGGUUCCCCGAGUCUUGAUGUCCUCUCUGUCUACCGAUCACCUAGGACAAACCGAAUCGCCGACACUCAACUAUUGGAGCAGUUGGUGAAAUUUUCCAGUCGAUCUAACAUCAUGAUCAUGGGCGACUUCAACGCACCAGGAACAAACUGGAAUACCCUCCAAGCGUCAGGUCCAAAAUCGGCAUUCGAUUACCGCCUGUUGAGCAAAACAUUAAAUGCGUGCCUCACACAACAUGUAAUGUUCCCAACGAGAACACGUGAAGGACAAAGGGCAAACUGCCUGGAUCUGGUCUUUACGAAAUCACCAGACAGCCUAGACGAGAUCAACUCCAUGCCGCCCCUUGGCCGAAGUGACCACGUAGUGCUUAUGUGGGAUUAUUCGUUAUUCUCCAUUUCACAUACUCCAGACCACAAAAGACGUAAUGUUUGGCGGGGCGACUUCAAUCAGAUGAGGGCAGACUUAUCCGGUCUUGACUGGGGCUCAUUGAUUACGGGAAGUGCCAACGAUGACUGGGAGCUGUUCAAGAAUGUCCUUCUGCAGCUCAUCAACAACCACUGCCCAUUGACUGGUGUAAGACUGAACAAACGCCCUGGGUGGCUAAAUAGCAACCUUAAGAAAGAAAUCAACAGGAAGCACAGAUUGUGGAGAAAAUACUGCGUCCCUAGACAAGCUGAAUGCUUCAAUACCUACAAGACACCGAGGAACAAACUGGGGAAGCUGAUAAUGAAGACGCGGCGGGAAUUCGAGAAGAACUUGCUACAAAAAGCAACGCGGAAACCAAAAUUACUCUACAGCUACCUCCAACGAAUUACGAGGAACAGGCAUCAAAUCCCCUUGAUAAAGACUACUGAUGGCGUUGAGAUCGCUGAUAGUAGGGAUACAGCUGCGUAUUUUUCACGGUUUUUCCAAUCAGUCUACACAAACGAGGCAAGGUUCCUUCUUCCCUCCACAGACGAACUGCCGACUCCAAGCGUCAGUGAUAUACUCUUCUCAGAAGGCAUUGUCCGAAGAGAAUUAGAGGCAUUGAACGAAUCGAAGUCGCCAGGACCAGACGAGAUUCCACCCAAGCUUCUGAAGGAACUUGCCAGUGAGCUUUCUGUGCCUUUGUCGAUCCUCUUUCAAACGUCAUUUGACACUGGAACACUUCCUAUCGAUUGGAAGCUGGCGCAUAUUACUCCGCUACACAAAGGAGGUAACAGGGCAGCGACAACAAAUUACAGGCCCAUAAGCUUGACAUGCAUUCUCUGCAAAGUUAUGGAAAGGAUCAUAAAGACUGAACUGAUGCAAUUCCUGGAAGUUCACGGCCUGCUAUCGAACUGCCAACAUGGGUUCCGGAAAAGAAGAUCCUGCACGACAAAAUUGCUGCAAUCUCUCCAGAGCUGGACCCGAGCACUCGACGACAGGUACGCGGUCCACAUAGCCUUCAUCGACUUCCAGAAGGGUUUCGACACUGGGCCACACCAAAGGCUCUAACAUAAGCUGAAAAAAAUAGGGAUCGGUGGAAACUUCCUGAAAUGGAUCGAAGACUUCCUUGUGGGUCGACACCAGGUUGUGUGCAUCGGUCGGGGAAAAUCAGAUCCGGCUAUGGUCGAUAGUGGUGUCCCCCAGGGUUCAGUGCUGGGACCCAUUUUGUUCCUUAUCUACGUGGACGAUGCCGCAAGAGGUUUAGACUGUGAAGUAGCAAUGUUUGCGGAUGACAUGAAGAUAUGGAGUGUAAUUCGGGGUCCUGCCGAUGAAGACAGACUUCAGAUGAACCUGAAUCGGUUGGAGGAGUGGUCAAACCGUUGGCUCCUGCGGUUCAACGUUGCCAAAUGUAGCAUACUUCGCCUGGGCAACACAGCCAGAUCCGCCAGCACAAGAGACUACUCUCUGGGCGGUGCAGUCCUAUAAGAGGUCGAAGCCCAAAGGGACCUCGGUGUGCUUACGACGAGUUCCCUAAAACCAUCCGCCCACUGUUCGAGGGUGGCAAAAAACGCAAUGUCCGUACUGUACGCCAUCAAGCGUGCGUUUAUGGACUUUGACGAAAAAGUUUUCUCUAAGACAUUCGGAACAUUCGUCCGGCCGCAUUUAGAGUACGGAAUACAAGCUUGGAGGCCGUGGGCUGUUGAAGAUCAAAACUGCCAUGAAAGGGUCCAGAGGAGAGCCACGAAGAUGGUUAGGGGUCAAAGCUCCUUUCCUUAUGCAACUCGCCUAGUAAAUCUGAACCUCUUUCCUUUGAGUUAAAGGCAACUUCGCGGAGGUCUCUUGCAAGCCUUCCGCAUUGUAAAGGGGUUGGAUUGCAGUCUGGCCUUCGAGGACUUUUUUGAAUUUGCUACCACGACCAACCUCCGAGGUCACCCGUUAAAACUGCGCACUCAGCAGGCACGGCUGGAUGUGCGGAAGUUCUCCUUCUCGGUUCGGUUGGUCAAACCAUGGAAUGAGCUUCUCGCAGAUGUUGUGAUGUCACCAUCUAUACAAAUUUUUAAGAAGAAUCGGGACAUAUUUAUGUUCCGAAAUGGCCAAGAGCGAUGAGAAGUCGAGCUCACCCCCUGUAACUCCUUCUCAUUUUGUCCCACCAUUAUGGGCGUGUUCGAACUAUUUCAGCCCGGAACAUCUAUCUGUACACCACACAUUUUUUACGUUGCAAAUAGGCUACUCAAAGGCUUACGCCUAUUUUCCUCAAUAAACUGAACUGAACUGAACUGACUCCACUCCUCACACAUGUGGGUUCGGUAAUAUCAUUCGAAAUCUUAACUUAUUGUGUACGAGCGCCAAAAUAAGAGGAUAUAAAAUUCAGAUGUUUGCCACCUAUUCCCAAAGAGGAUCGUUUCAAGAGAGGAAGAGCAUGGUCAACAAGAUCAAGAGCCUUAGUGAAAUUGAAAUAUACUGUGUAAAUUGCAAAACCAUUGUCCCUGGACUGGAGAAAAUUAUCGGAGAAAGGGAGCUGGCGGGUGUUAAAAGACCGAGCUUUGAGGAAUCCAUUCUGCGCAGCACUGAGUAUGUUAUUCUCAGCUAUCUUACACAUCCUCUUAUAUUUGAUCAAUGUCUCUAAGAUUUUCGAAGUGCGGGAAGGGUGUUUAUUGGCCGAAAGUCGUCAAAUGACGUAAACUGGCGAUGCUUGGAAUAGGUUUAAUGUGUGACUCCUUUCACAAAGUAGAGUAGGUUUUACUUUCGAGGGCGAGAUUAGAAUGCUUACUGCGACGCCAUCGAGUCCAGGGUUAUGAGAUCAUCAAAAACUCUAAAUCGCUAUGGUCGCGCUCCACAAAGUAAAGGUUAUAGCUUCUAUAACUGCCACUGUGAAUGCCUGGAAGGUCGGAAGCGAAGCACUCGGCUUUUUAAUAAACGUUUUGGACAGGAAACCAUUAAAAUUAUCAGCGGUCAACUGGGCAUCAGCUCUAGGAUUUCCGAAAGCGUCUCGGAAUGUGGGAUGCUGCGAUUUUCUGAGAGUAAGAACUUUUUGCGAGAAAAGUUUCGAGAAAUUUCACGAACGGUUUUCGGUGAAUUGGACCUCUUCGGCUAGCUGUUUUCCUUCGGACGAUUUCUUAGCACGCUCAAAAAUAUCAUCAAUCAAGGGAAAAAUGGAAACGUUGUGCUGAAGAUGGAAUCGACGUGCGGCAAAAAGCUAAGGGUGGAAAAACCUCAUCCCCGACAUUUAUUAUAUUCCUAAAGCGAGAAAACGAGAAUUAAGCCGAUCGCAAAGUUUGUACAGUUUGGCAGCGCUAACUUAGGAAUAAACCCGCCAAUCGUAGGAAUUAAGGUGUAUUAAUAAUUCGGACGAGCGAUCUGAUCGGGAACCGAGGAAGAAGUCAUACUAUGGGGAUAUGAUUUAAUCCGCCUCGAGUUCUAACUUUAAAGAAACUAUGUAGUGGUCUGAGCCCGCCAGUGGGCCUAGGGAUGAUAAUGACAAAGGCAUGCAACCUCUACAGGCAAUUAGGUGGUCAAGUAUGCUUGAUUCUCGGAUGGGAAAAUCAACAACCUAACUCCACAUCCCAACAUCCACAUCCUCAAGAAAGUAUUCGAACCUUCUGGGGCCGGAGACGGAGGCCAACCGAUAUCAGGAAGAUUAAAGUCACCCGCAACCAAUUUAUACUUAAAGUUUAAGUUGGCCGCAGCAUGAAAUGCCUAUGAGAGUAAUCGAUCAAAAUUAUCGUGCAACCUGCAGCCAGCAGCUGCCUUCUACCGCCGAAAAAUGCAGGAGGUCCACCGGCAGAAAUGUAAGUGUUUGCUUAACGUAAACGCCACUGCCCCCACCAGGGACGUCUUGACGAUCAUUUCGAAUGCAAGCAAAGCGUAGAAGAGAGAGUUCGGAGUCGGCUACGGAAGCCAGUGCCCAUGUCUCAGUUACUAAGACAAUAUUUGGGCAAUGGAAGAACACCAGAAUCUGAGGCAAAGGCAUCUUAUUUAACAAGGAUCCGGCAUUUAGAAUAAAAUGUUGAAGGGGAAAGACUAUUUCUGAGAGAGGUUGGCUUCGUCUUCCAGUGAUUGGCUGCCCUCGGGACCUACGGUCCUGAUGCCCCUAUUCGGUUCUGAAAAAAAUCUUGCGGCCUGAAAAGAUGCUGACGCGAACAAAGAGGAGUAGGAUUUGGUGGGGGGGGGGGGAAUGACUGGCAGGGGAACUGGUGACCCUUGUUAGAUAGCUAAUUUUCCGCCGGAAAUCCGCGGGCCUGAUACUGCAACCUAUUCCCGCCUGAGCGGCAGUAAGGAACGGCUGAGUAAACUGACCUAGUAUGGACAUUAGAAUGAGGAAUGGAUCACUAAAAUGGCCGUGGACGAAAAUGAUGGGGGUGGAAGACGCACUGCCUCAAUUGGGGUAGGAACUCUAUUUAAAGGCGGGAAUGUCGGCGUAUUCGGUUUAACCGCCCUGAUAUGAGGUCGGGGAGGUUGUUGUAAACACGCUAUAUUUUGGGUUGUGGUGUUUGAGGCAGUGGCGGGCGAAUGCGGAAAAAAGAUUUCUUAAAGAACUGGAUUUACCCGGUGUUCUAGUAGCUGAAACAGCACUCGCAUUCGCCUUCGAAUUAGGCGCAUACUUAGGGCUACUGGAGUUGCUGGGCGAGUCGGUAGGGGGUAUUACUAGACCAGGCGUUUUGUUGCGUCUAAAGAUCUCAGCCAAUGGUGUAGGCGAAUUUCCUACGGAAGUGACUAUGCCAUGACGUGGUGAGGCCGCAGAUGAUGAUGAUGAUGAAGAAGAGUUAUUUAAAACGACAAUAGGUGUCAUUAUGUCGGUGUCGGUUUUCGAUAUGUUCAAGUUGUGCAGCCUUCACUGUGUUGGUGUGGGGUCCGGCAAAACUGAGUAGCGCCAUUCACGGCAAAAUUCUCUAGUUAUCUCCUUCCUCGACAAGAUAAAGUCGACUUCCAUCAAGGAGAAUAGGGUAACUAGUAUCGGCAAAUUACGGCUGAGGGAGCGCAGUCGUUUAGCCUGUAAAACACUGAAACCUAAACCGCAACUUUGAGGGAACAAAUUCGCUCCCUCUAUAGCAUAUAUGUGACUCAGAAUGUCUCGCAGUACAAAAUUAUGCUUGUGCUUUAUUCUCACCUGAGUUUCGGAGCUUAUUACUCCAAUAACUUUAAACGCGUGUUCAAUCGCUUUUUCAGAAAUGCUGCCUAUAUCUCCAUAUAUCAACCGAUCUAGUAUUUCGUCGGCUGGUGUUCCGUUACGACUAGAAGAGGCGUCGUUUUGAACGAUUAAGGGGUCAAAAAGUUUUGCAUGGACUUACGAGAUUUUUGAGUCAGCAUAUCCGCAGAAGAUAGCAAGCACAUGCUGGCACCCCUCAUGACCCCGGGCACGAUUCUAGCCCUCAGAUACGAAGGGGAAGCCGCACGUUUUCCUCUAUUAGUACAUGUCCUUCGGGGCAUUACGGGGUACUAGAUAGGUUUUCCGUUGCAGUAAAAGGAUCAAAACGUUGCUAACGUACAAAAAAACGCACAGAAUACCAAGUACUACUGUUAUUUUACUACAAGACAAGAAAGAGAUGGUCUGACAUGCAAAGGCUUUGCAAAACGCGGCUGCUUUAUUAGACUAGAGAAAAUUAUAUCCGGCAAUGAAGAGCGACUUUUAAAAAAGACUCGUAUAAAAAGUAGGAAUUAGUUGCCUAGGGAGGUCAAAGUAUAGGCAAAGCUUCACAUGUCUUCGAAAUUGAGCUUCGCGCCUUGAUCUUGGCCUUUGACAAUUUUCCAGAAUGCUCAUAAAGCUAUAAAUAAUACAGAGAUGUAAAAGAAUACGGAUUUGUGUGACUUUGCAUGCUAUUUCUGAAAAAUAAAUGAAAGAAAUCUGCCAGUGAAACACCUUCAGCGUCAAAUCCUCGAUUUGCGGAUGUUAAAAGGGGCAAAAAUCGCACGCAAGAACUGUCCUCAACCGUCCAUCCGCAACCUCCAAUGUCGCCAUCGACUACCUGCUCCAAGCAGAAAAGAACCGCGACCAGGACCUCCCAACUUUCCUUCCCAGAAGCCGUCAGAGCCGUACAACAACUUUCUGGCGAGAAAGCACUGGGCUUCGACGCUGUCCCCGUAGAAAUCUACAGGGACGGUGAACCCCGGUUGUUGGAAAAACUUACUACGAUAUUCCAGGAUAUAUAACGCCAAGAACGAGUCUUUUUAAGAAUUCGAGGACGUGAAUAUCGUCCGUCUCUAAAAGCGGAAGGAGGGACGGCAGAUAUAUAAUAAGCACAUAGGAAUCUCGCUGUCUAUUACUGUCGAACAGAUCUUCACUCUCAUUCUUCUCAAUCUUCUCAUCGACCGACUUCCCAGGGAAGCCCCUUCGUCCUUUCGUGUCUGAUUCGAACUCAUUCGGACUAACUGAUCCUAACGUUUUAUGUAAUUUUCUCAAUGGUUCAUGUAGCCAACAUUCGGUUUCUUAUUAGUCCCCAAAAAGGCCGAAGGGAAACUCCUUUGUUAAUUUUUUAUGUUGACAACUGCUGGUCCAAUAGAUUGCCUCAUUUUGUAGACCGUGGACCGGGGGGAGUGCGCUCUUCCCUUGGGGAUCAUAGCCGCCCAGCAUAUUAACCCGUCUCCCCUAUCCCUUCCUAGUCCACUGAGUGACGCCUAGACCGCCGCUACUGUCCAAUGUAUUUUUAGUCCUGUCUUGUGCACCUGAUAGGUCGGACAUCACAGUAAUCAAUCUGUUUCCGUUGAUGGACGGCACAAUCAGACGGUUAGUGACGACAAGAAUUUGAAUUCUUUUUUUCUUGUCAGUCACCAACCAUAUUGCAGGGAAGCGUCCACUAUCUCUUCAUCCGUGUUGCCGCCAGGGAAGCAGGCUUUCGCUCCUCUUUCAUUGCCUUCUCUUACGCGCGUUAGCAACUUUAAGCCAAAAGUGAUGAAAACUAAGUUAUCCAAUUGUUUCGAUCGAUUUCGCUGACCCCAGUCGGUAUUCUGUUGGUCAAGAAUUUGUUCACGUAAAAGCGUUUGCGAGAACAACACCGAAUGGAGAUACCGUGUGCCCACUCAGGUCAAAUGUAGACAAUGUACAGGAAUAAUGUUCAGUGGACGUUUAUGCCCGUAGAUCCAAGGUCCACAGGCUCAGGCCGAAGUCUUCAUGUAUGAAUGUUUGAGCCGGAAUGCAUCAGCCACAGAGGGUAACCGAGUAAUGUUAAUUAACUGUCGACAGAGAGCUAUAAGUACACUUUAAUCUAAAGAGCUACCGUACUAACAGCACAGGCAUUAGUCAUAAAUACACUACUAGCUGCCUGUCGGCGUUUAAUGAAUAGUGCGCCGUUACUCGCUGUGGCUGGUCGACUUCUGCCUAAAUAUUUCUAAACAGAAUCUUCGGUCUGAUCCUAUAGACCUAAAAUAUACUGAUCUGCUCCAAGUUCGCAGUUAAUUUCUGAGGAAAUUAAAAAGGCAACAAAUUCUAAAGUUUAUUCUCGUGCCCAAACUAGCCGCUGGUGAUAUAAAAUAUAACGCCCUUGUCCUAUGGAAGCACUGAACGCCCUGUCGUAGGGUCAGGUGAUAAGACUACGCUGACCAAACGCUACCAGACACGAAAACCCCACCAAACAAAGGACUAGUCGAAGUCCGUUGAGCGCUCUAACUGUGUAUAUUGCGUUCCAGUCCUCAACUAUUCCCGGCAGUUUUACGGGCCAGACUAAAUUAAAGCCGAAAAAAUACACAAAUGAGCACCGCCCGGCUGUGCCGUACGGAAAUCAGUAUUCUAUUGUCAACCGUGUCCAACUGGGAGCCAAGAGUUUAAGCACACUCUUAGAUGAGAGGCUUAGAGUGCUGGUCGUGUUCCAGCUUCGUUUUUCUUCUAUCCCGCAGGACCUGGCAGUCGAGACCAUCGAACUACUCCUACGAGAGAAAUACGACGACUCGGAGAAUCACCUCGGACACGCCCAAAUCAUCCAGCUCCUGAAGUUCUGUCUGAAGACGUACUUUACGUUCGACGGAACUAUCUACGAGCCAAUGGGUUUGCCGAUUUCGGGAACUCAUAGCCGAGGCGGUCCUACAACGGCUGGAGUCGCUGGUUUUCCGACACCACAGACCGAAAUUAUGGGCUCUGUACGUGGAUGA
Molecule: messenger RNA, 8823 nt
Organism: Spirometra erinaceieuropaei
Lineage: Eukaryota; Metazoa; Platyhelminthes; Cestoda; Diphyllobothriidea; Diphyllobothriidae
Source: the annotation of a GenBank genome assembly